Acanthisitta chloris (rifleman) is the source of this 813-nucleotide messenger RNA. Its product is annotated as dnaJ homolog subfamily C member 1-like. The annotation marks the transcript as partial. The transcript is spliced from 8 exons. The record is from RefSeq and is a predicted model, not a curated record. Lineage: Eukaryota; Metazoa; Chordata; Aves; Passeriformes; Acanthisittidae. Gene Ontology annotation, cellular component: endomembrane system.
AUGGUGAAGCUGAAGUUGAAUGGAGGUCCUAUUAGGAGUGAAUUGCAUGAUGCUUCAUCUGCAGACGUUCGGAAAGCCUAUCGAAAGCUUUCGCUGCUUUUACAUCCAGACAAGAAUAAAGAUGAGAACGCAGAAACACAGUUUAGGCAAUUGGUGGCCAUCUAUGAGGUUUUAAAGGAUGAAGAAAGGAGACAGAGGUAUGAUGAUAUUCUGAUCAAUGGACUACCAGAUUGGCGACAGCCUGUGUUCUACUACAGGAGGGUGAGAAAAAUGAGCAAUGCUGAGCUGGCAUUACUCCUGUUCAUUAUACUCACAGUGGGUCAUUAUGCUGUGGUUUGGUCCAUCUACCUGGAAAAACAGCUGGAUGAACUGCUCAGCAGAAAAAAGAGGGAGAAGAAGAAAAAAACAGGCAGCAGGAGUACAGAUGAAGCCAAACUUGCUGCUCUAGACAAAAAUGAAAGGGUACUGGACAAACCACAAUGGCAUGACUUACUUCCAUGCAAGCUGGGAAUAUGGUUCUGUCUCACUGUGAAAGCUUUACCUCAGCUGUUCCAGGAUGCCAGACAAUUAUAUGUAGAAUAUAAAGAAACAAAAAUGAAGGCGAAAGAAGAUGCCCUGGCUAAGGCUGAACUUGAAACAAUUCAGAAGGAGAAGAAGCCUAAAGUCAAGAAACCAAAAUCAGAAUUCCCUGUAUACACAGCUCUGGAAUCAAAUGCAUAUAUACCAUCAUAUGAUCAUGGAGCUUCAAUUGAAGAGAUUGAGGAACAGAUGGAUGAUUGGUUGGGAGGCAGGAACAGAACACAAAAAAAGAAG